Molecule: messenger RNA, 675 nt
Organism: Drosophila serrata
Lineage: Eukaryota; Metazoa; Arthropoda; Insecta; Diptera; Drosophilidae
Product: E3 ubiquitin-protein ligase RNF125
Molecular function (GO): ubiquitin protein ligase activity
Source: RefSeq, a predicted model, not a curated record
CCGCCUUACCUGUCAAGUUCAAGUUAUGGGCAUUGACAUUUUUUUAGUUUAAACUUAACUCUUGACAAACGGGAGGCACAUGGUUGUGAGUUGGUUACGGGACACGCACAUACACCGCACACUAUACACACUUUUACACACACCAACGAGAUUACAUUCUAAGACGAAACACACAUCCUGAAGCAGCAUUCCAAUGCCUGGCCAGGUGAAUGAAGGCAUUGAAGACUUGACGGAGACGGAGGACCUUUGUGCCUUCUGCCUGGAUCGCAUACAGGACCCAGAGAAGCUGCUCUGCAAUCAUGCCUUCUGCAAAUCCUGCCUGGAGGUCUAUCUGGAGGCCCGCAACUGGGUGGCCGAACUGUGUCCCAUUUGCCGGCGCAGCCUGAGCGAACUGUUACCCAAGCAGGGUAAUGAAGUAAGUGACUUUCGGGGUCCUGGGAACCAUAUAAUCGGCUGGCGCCUGUUUGGCUUUAUGACGCUUCUAAUAAUAUUGCUGAGUCUGGGACCCUUUUACCUGCUGCUGAUCUACUGGUAAAGCAGCAGCAAACUGAUUUGCCAAAGAAGGAAGUAGGAUGUAAAUUUGUACUUAGAUAGACUCACAAGAGACAGAGAUAUGUAUGUAUAUGCAAACUUGCCAGUGGAUUUUAAUUAAACCCGAAAGCCAUAAAAUGCCAA